AGGUAUACAUACAGGUCUAGAAAUAGCGCCUUUGCUCUUCGCACUCCACUUCUCCUCCUCUCUUACCCUAGCCUCCGCUACUUCCCCUCCUCCCUACCCCCUUACGCAGUUCCGCCAUCAAUGGCUCCAAAGAAGGCAGCUCCUCCUCCAUCGUCCAAACCCGCCAAGUCUGGAGGUGGAAAGCAGAAGAAGAAGAAGUGGAGCAAGGGAAAGCAAAAGGAGAAGGUGAACAACAUGGUUUUGUUCGAUAAGGCCACUUACGACAAGCUCCUCUCUGAAGCUCCCAAGUAUAAGCUCAUCACCCCUUCCGUCCUCUCCGAUCGUUUAAGGAUUAGUGGAUCCCUCGCUAGGAAGGCAAUUAGGGAUUUGAUGGCUAGAGGGUCCAUCAGGAUGGUGUCUGCCCAUGCUAGCCAGCAGAUUUACACCAGGGCUACCAACACCUAAGGCUUUAAGAGCGUUAGACUUGUUUGUUUAAUUAGCUUUCAUUUUGUUUGAAACAUCAUGUCAAGACAUAAAUUUUGUGCGAUGAGUUGAAGAUUUUUGACUCUUUCUUCUUGUUCGGUUACUCACUGAAUUCUUUGGCUUCUGAAUUAUGAUUCUUGUUUUUGUUC
This is a messenger RNA of Nicotiana tabacum (common tobacco), 611 nucleotides long. Its product is annotated as small ribosomal subunit protein eS25. Lineage: Eukaryota; Viridiplantae; Streptophyta; Magnoliopsida; Solanales; Solanaceae. The record is from RefSeq and is a predicted model, not a curated record.